Messenger RNA from Trifolium pratense (red clover), 1021 nucleotides. RefSeq names its product agamous-like MADS-box protein AGL80. The coding region runs from base 63 to 740 and encodes 225 amino acids. The record is from RefSeq and is a predicted model, not a curated record. Lineage: Eukaryota; Viridiplantae; Streptophyta; Magnoliopsida; Fabales; Fabaceae. Gene Ontology annotation, biological process: positive regulation of transcription by RNA polymerase II. The transcript has a single exon. Gene Ontology annotation, molecular function: DNA-binding transcription factor activity, RNA polymerase II-specific; RNA polymerase II cis-regulatory region sequence-specific DNA binding; protein dimerization activity.
AAUUAAAACAAUCGAUUUUAUUUUUCUUCUCCAUUUUUCUUAUCCUUUUUCUAAUCACAGCUAUGGCUAGAGGAAAGGUGAAACUUUCGUUCAUUGUUAGUGAUGAAGCUAGGAAAGCAACAUAUAAGAAAAGGAAGAAUAGUCUAUUGAAGAAGGUUGAUGAACUAAGCACGCUUUGUGGAAUUGAAGCAUGUGCUAUAGUUUAUGGCCCUUAUGAGCCCGAACCAGAGAUUUGGCCAACAACGUGUGGAGUCCAACGCGUGCUCUCAAAAUUCAGGACAAUGCCUGAAUUUGAGAAGACCAAAAAAAUGUUUAAUCAAGAGGCUUUCAUGAAACAAAGGUUAACGAAGGCCGAGGAACAACUAAAGAGACUGAGGAAAAACAACAAAGACAUAGAGAUGAAAAAUCUCAUGUCUCAAUGUAUUAAAGAAGGUAAGGUUGUGCACAAUAAUAUGUCAAUGCUUGAUUUGAAUGCUCUUAAUUGGUUGAUUGAUCAGAAUUUGAAGGACAUAAGUAGAAGGAUGGAAGCGAAAAAUCUUCAUCAAAAACAUAUCAUAGGUAACCAAAGCCAAGUCCAACUCCAAAUGUCAUAUGUUCCGCCACCACCACCAGCAAUAACAUCGAGCAAGGAAGGAAUGUCGAUGGUGCUGAUAGGUGAUGGCCAUGUUGAGAUGAUCAUAAAUAAUGAUGACAUCACGCAAGAGAAGUUAUUUAUGGACUCGAUGAUUAAUGGUAAUUAAUGUGGAUAAAACAAUUCCAUUUAGUCAUCCUAAUGAUGUCAAUCUUCAAAAUUAAUUUUGGCCUAAUCCAUUACCUUGAAUGAAGUUAUUUAGGUGAAGCCAUAGUCAUAAGUUAUUAUGGUGUAAUAUUCACAUCUUUAUUUUAUGUUUUAUUUAUUCAUCAUGUGUCGCUUAAGUGCUUCACAUGUUUAUUUAUAUGCUUAUUCUGAAUUUUUAUUAUUGUCUAAGAAAGUUUGAUGUAUUGGUUUGAUUGAGUAAGAAAGUCUAUUGGUGCGUGGAUU